Protopolystoma xenopodis is the source of this 741-nucleotide messenger RNA. Lineage: Eukaryota; Metazoa; Platyhelminthes; Monogenea; Polystomatidea; Polystomatidae. The record is from the annotation of a GenBank genome assembly.
AUGCUUGAGACGUUUGGAUUCCCUAACAGGAUGAGUAUGGAAGAAAUAUGCCAUUGGAAACUCGUCUCUCUUCGAGGAAAUUCACUUUUAUUCAUCAUAUCCCACUUCGAUUUACCACCCAGCGAUGAUCUUGGAAACUGUUCCAGCUAUCUUGAGAUUACUGAAGCCGAUGGCACAACUAUUCUGCAAAAGUCAUGCGGCUCAGCAGCACUUGGUCGGCAAAUUAUGAUUCACAAUCAUACUGAAGUGAUGAUUACUCUUGUCAUUCAAGAAACUAAUAACAACACACUGGCCAAUUUUAUCGGGAUGAGGAUAGAGUACCAAAUUGUCGGUUGUGUUUAUUCGGCAAAGGAAAUGGGUGACAACCCGACAAACGAGGGUUUCUUCCAAACCCCCCACUACCCGCAACUUAGUAGACUCUCUCAAGACUGUCUUUGGAGGCUUCAAGCAUUGCCGGAUCAUGCCAUUGAGCUGAACAUCGAUGCGAUCGACUUGGCCUCGGCAGAAGGCCAGCCAGACACUGGAUUGGCCGCCUUCGAGUCGGUGACAUACGAUCAACAUGAAUUCGCGGCAUACUUACCGAGGUUUGGUGCUCGGGGAAAGUCGGCCAAGCCGGGUGAAAAGGCGCCUAAAGGAGAGGAGUUGUGGUUCUUGAAUCGUACAAUCCGUGCUGGUCAGGAUGAACCCGGCUCGAAAGCAGGAAUCAGUUUUCUACCUGAAGUCAUCUAUUUCAUAAUGUAA